Cercopithifilaria johnstoni is the source of this 1008-nucleotide messenger RNA. The record is from the annotation of a GenBank genome assembly. Lineage: Eukaryota; Metazoa; Nematoda; Chromadorea; Rhabditida; Onchocercidae.
AUGGAUUUUGAGAAAACGUGGUUUCGAAAUCCGGAAUAUGUACGAUCCGUUGAUAAAUCCGAGAAGCUGCCGAAAGAAGGUGAAAAAAACGUCUUGAUAACAUCUGCCUUACCUUAUGUUAAUAAUGUGCCGCAUUUGGGCAAUAUCAUUGGAUGUGCUUUGAGUGCUGAUGCUUUUUCAAGAUACUGUUACCUGAAAGGCUGGCGCCGUUUAUUCAUUUCUGGUACGGAUGAAUACGGUACAGCUACAGAAACAAAAGCAUUACAGGAAGGUUUAACACCACGCCAAAUAUGUGAUAAGUAUCAUGCGAUACACACAAAGAUCUAUAAGUGGUUCAAUAUAGAUUUUGACUAUUUUGGUCGGACAACUACGGAACAUCAGACAGAACUUACACAAGAAAUUUUUCUCAAACUUCAUAAAAAUGGUUUCACUUCAACUGAUAUCGUUAAUCAAUUGCAUUGUGAUAAUUGUAAAAGGUUUUUGGCAGAUCGUUUUGUAUAUGGCGAAUGUCCGUACUGUCAUUUUGAUGAUGCACGUGGAGAUCAGUGUGAUGGCUGUGGGAAAUUAAUAAAUGCCGUUGAGUUAAUAAAUCCUCGAUGUCACUUAUGCAAGGCAACGCCUGCUGUGAAACCAUCAAAUCACAUUUUUCUUUGUUUAAAUAAAUUAGCAGGUGAAGUAGAAAAGCAUUUAAAUAAGCAGCUUAAUUCGGGGAAAAAUCAAUGGUCAGCAAAUGCUAUAUCAAUUGCGAAAAGUUGGCUGAAAGGUGGUUUGGAAAGGCGCUGUAUAACUCGAGAUUUGAAGUGGGGUGUACCCGUCCCACUCGAUAAUUUCGCCAACAAGGUAUUUUAUGUUUGGUUUGAUGCUCCAAUCGGUUAUUUAUCAAUUACUAAAGAAUACUUAGGAAAAGGCUGGUCACAGUGGUGGAAAAACCCAAAUAUUGUCGAUCUUUAUAAUUUUAUUGGGAAAGUGAGUUUUAAAGAUUCACAUUUUGGUUUGAUAAAAGGAUAG